Molecule: messenger RNA, 1550 nt
Organism: Ilex paraguariensis (yerba mate)
Lineage: Eukaryota; Viridiplantae; Streptophyta; Magnoliopsida; Aquifoliales; Aquifoliaceae
Source: the annotation of a GenBank genome assembly
AGGGAUUCGGAGCUUUCCUUGCUAGGCUUGGCAAAACUUGAUGAGAAGUCACUCUUUCCGUUACAUCCUUCAAAGGAAGGUAUUACUUUCUUGUCGCAAAAGGCAGUUGUCUCAGGCAACAAAAGGGGCUUCUCAGAUGUUAUGGAUGGAUUCUCAGAGCGUUCAUUUCUUGUCAGUUCGGAAGUAAAUGUGAUGCUCUCACCCAGGGCUUCUCUAAACUCUAGUGUGAAAUCAGGUUCCGUGAAAGAAAACCCUGGAACUCAACCAGGUAAACUGAAAGAGAUGAUUCCCCAAAACACAGCUCAGGAGAGAUCUCGCCCUGCGAAUGAGACCAGUACAAACUGUGUCGGAGCUGAAAAUAACAACAGCAGUGCACCUGCUACAAAGUCACAGGUUGUGGGUUGGCCACCCAUUAGAUCGUUUAGGAAGAAUAAACUGACUUCUAGUCCAAAGAACACCGAGGAAGUUGAUGGAAAAGCAGGACCUGGCGCAUUGUUUAUCAAGGUCAGCAUGGAUGGUGCUCCUUAUCUAAGAAAAGUGGACUUGAGAGCUUACUCCGCAUAUCAGGAGCUCUCUUCUUCCCUUGAGAAGAUGUUUAGCUGCUUUACCAUAGGUCAGUAUGGGUCUCAUGGAGCUCCAGGCAGGGAGAUGCUGAGUGAGAGCAAGCUGAAGGAUUUGCUCCAUGGAUCUGAGUAUGUCCUUACUUAUGAGGAUAAAGAUGGUGACUGGAUGCUUGUUGGUGAUGUUCCUUGGGAGAUGUUUAUUGGUACAUGCAAGAGACUGCGGAUCAUGAAGGGUUCUGAUGCCAUCGGCCUAGCUCCAAGGGCUGUGGAGAAAUCUCGAAACAGGAAUUAGCUUAUAUUUGUUUACACAUGAUUGUUGCCAUCCAUCCAGCACAAGAGGGAGAAGGGUUGCAAAGCAUGUUACCCAGGUGGUUGUUGAAGGUUGAGUUUUGAUCAGUAGAUGUUGGCACUGGACGGCCAAUCAUGGGUAGACGCAUUAGUGAUCGUUAGUGUGUUUUUCUUUUUGUAAUUCAUGCUUUCAUGUCAUGUCUAAUCUGAAAAUGAUAAAACCCUUUCUCGGGGAGUAUAUAACUGCAAUGUGGUGAAUUCCUGCUUAUACAGGAAUAUUUUAGUAUGUAAAUUGUUUUGCUUGUUGAAAAAUUUUCUUGCAUGUGUACUCAAAACCAAGUUGGCUGUUAGCUUGAUUUUUCGUUAGCUGUUCUCAGUAUUCCUGCUGUGCAGGUUUGGAGGCAGCUACCUUCAUGCCACUUUGAUGGGGUCUAAGAUGUUCAAAAGCAUCCAGUUAACCUUUGACUAUCUCGGCCAUUUGCAUCCUUGGCGUUCUCUAAUAUGGGUGUCUUCUGGAUUGUGUUGAGUCACACUUAAAGAGUCGUAUCAUUUUGGAUUUGUGUUAUAUUUAGGGCGUGAUAUUUCUGGCUUGUGUCGAGUUCCGGGAAUCAAAAACCAUAGGACUAGGGUUUGAAUCAAGAAAGAGGAUGAUCUGAGAAUCAUCGCUACUGUUUUCAAAUGAUGUGUUAUUUGCUGUGG